AUGUCGACUCAGCAAGUUUUCCGUUUGCAUCAGCGUACCUCGGUACAGGAUCUUACCAUUCACACGGAAAGCAUCCCGGAGCCCGCUGCCCAUGAGGUUCUAAUCCAGGUCCGAACAGUGGCUCUUAACUUCCGAGAUUUCGCCGUGGCUACUGGAAAAUAUCCCUUCCCAGUUAAGGACGACGUUAUUCCUGGUUCUGACAUGGCUGGAGAAGUUGUUUGCACCGGCAAUAAAGUUGAAGGUUUUGCCAAAGGAGACAGAGUCAUUGCACCAUUCGAUUUGAGUGCACUAUAUGGAGCGAUACCAGACUGGAACCACAGUCUUGGCGGCUGCUACGACGGUGUACUACGAGAGUAUAUUACUCUUCCAGGCUCCGCACUCGUCAAAGUUCCUGUCGAAUCUUUGCUAAGCUAUGCAGAACUGUCUGCGAUUGUUUGUACAGGCACUACUGCUUGGAAUGCGCUGUAUGGCAACAAUCCUCUGAAGCCUGGCCAAACCGUUCUUUUUCUAGGCACUGGAGGUGUUUCAAUUACUGGUUUGAUUCUUGCUAAGGCAGCUGGGGCCAGGACCAUAAUUACAUCCUCAUCUGACUCCAAGCUGGAGUAUGUCAAGGCUAAGUGGGGUGCGGAUCAUACCAUUAACUACAAGAAUAAUCCCAAGUGGUCUGAGGAAAUUCUCAAAAUCACACAAGGUCACGGAGCUGAUCAUAUUUUUGAGAACGGAGGCGCUGGUACUAUCGCUGAAAGCAUUAAUUCUGUCGCUUACGGUGGCUGCAUUUCUGUCAUUGGCUUUCUGGCCUCAUGCGCUCAGGAUAAGAUGCCUGACGUCGCUGCCCUCGCUCUUUCGAAAGGUGCCGUGAUAAGGGGCAUCAUGGUAGGGUCUAAGCAGCAGUUGGAGGAGGUCACACGGUUUGUGACUACUAACAAUCUACGGCUUCCGGUUGAAAAAGAGUUUGGCUUUAGUAGGGAAAGUGUUCUGGCGGCUUUUGAGUACUUGACGAGUGGUCAGCAUGUUGGAAAGAUUUCUAUUACUGUAAACUAG
This is a messenger RNA of Fusarium oxysporum Fo47, 1041 nucleotides long. RefSeq names its product zinc-dependent alcohol dehydrogenase family protein. Bases 1 to 1041 code for a protein of 346 amino acids. The record is from RefSeq and is a predicted model, not a curated record. The transcript is spliced from 2 exons. Lineage: Eukaryota; Fungi; Ascomycota; Sordariomycetes; Hypocreales; Nectriaceae. Gene Ontology annotation, molecular function: oxidoreductase activity.